AUUUAAACACAACAGUGGAACAGUGAUGACAUCUCUAACUGCAUGUCUUGAGAUAGGCUGGGGUUAAUGAGCACAGGACAAAAGAGACUUUAACUGCUGUUGAGCAGCGGGGGCUACAGAAGAGAAGAGGAGGAGAGGAGCGUGUUACACAGACUCUACUGGAUCUAGUCCCUCACAAGCCCUUGGUGACUGAUUUGGACUAGCAGUACAGGACAAACCUGCAGGAGCCCACUGAUACAAACAGCCUCAACACAGAACAUCAGGACAAACCAGAUCUGCACUGUGACUGCUUUAGAUGAGUCACUCUGAAGAGGCAAGAGCAGGAUCAUCAGACGGAUUACAUGUAAAUACACAUGGUCUCUGAACGGACGAUGACCCUGGAGAGGAGGAGGCUGAGAGAGACACAGUAAGCAGCAAUAGACGGUUUUACAGGAUUUAGAAGACGAGGACAGAUACGAGAGUCAAAAAGCAGGCCUGCGCUAGUUCUACUGAAGAUACGGAUCUAGAAGCUUUAAACAUCAAAUAGCCGACUAUUUGAUUAGUUUGGCUGCAUUCAUCCUACAAAAAUGCAUCCAGCGAGCUCAAGAAAGAGCGAGCGGCUUUUCUCCUUCUUCUUCUAUGCCAUCUGUCUUUCCGUGUGUGCUGGGACGGGAAUGCCGGGUUCAGACUACAACCCUCAUCCUCGCUUCAUCUGCACCCCUAUUCCUGCUGAUGCCGAUCCCGGGUGUUUCCCCACAGCAGGCGGCCCCGGAUCCGGACACCACGGCGGGCCCGGCGGGAACAGCAACGGCUGGUGGGGAAUGUCCGAGGAGGCCAAAGCGACGAUCCUGCACCUGAGGGAGAGUUUGGUGCAGCAGAAGGAAACCAUCCUGGACCAGAGGGAGACCAUCCGAGAACUCACCGCCAAACUGAACCUGUGCGAGGGCUUGAGCCACACACCCACACACCUGGCCCAUCACGCCCAUCACGCCUACCCCACGGCACCCGACACCGGACACCUCGGACUGGAGCCGGGCCACUAUGGCGACGGGGUCGGAGGGCAUCACGCUGGGAAAGGUGCGCUGAGCGAGAAGCACAUGGCGGGGGAGAUUCCUUCACCCUCGUCCACACCGGAGCAGAUGAGCAAGAUGCUGCAGAGCCUAAAGCAGCGGCUGGACAACCUGCAGACGAGAAACAUCUCCAGCAGCUACUCCAGCUCCCUGAAGGACCUCCUGCAGAGGAAGAUCAGCGCUCUGGAGCAACAGAUGCAGCACCAUCACUCUGCCUCGCUAACCAGCGCCGCUCACUCCGACCACGAGGAUGCUGAUGAUGAUGACGAUGACGACGGUCACCAUGACAACAGAGACCACGACAGCCAUGACGACCACGGUGAUCCUCACGAUGAGAGUCACCGCACUGAUCACCAUGACGACGAUCACCACGACAACAACAGCCACCGUGACGACGGACACCAAGACUCCGGUCGCCAUGACGACAAGGCUUCCGAGCAUGGCUUCGAGAGGUUGUCGUAUAACCUGCAAGGUCACAGAGAAGCACAGGGUGGAGCGCACAGCAAACUGGACACGGUUCUCAGUCAGCUGCAGCACACGGGCUCUAGAAAGAAGAGCAGACCCACGGAAGCUUUCCAGAUCGGCUUCCCCAUGAGGACCAACUACAUGUACGGUCGUGUGAAGCGCACGCUGCUGCACGAGAUCUUCUCCUUCACGCUGUGUCUGUGGAUGAAGGCUGGCAUCGGCCCGGGGCUCGGGACGCCCUUCUCUUACUCCGUGCCCGGACAGGCCAAUGAGCUGGUGCUCAUCGAGUGGGGAAACAACCCCAUGGAGCUGCUGGUCGAUGACAGAGCCGUGUCUCUGCCGCUCUCGGUGAGUGAUGGUAAAUGGCACCACGUGUGUGUGACGUGGUCGACGCGGGACGGACUGUGGGAGGCCUAUCAGGACGGAGUGAAGAGAGGCUCAGGAGAAAACCUCUCGCCCUGGCACCCCAUCAAACCUGGAGGAGUCUUCAUACUGGGACAGGAACAGGACACACUGGGAGGCCGCUUCGAUGCGACACAGGCGUUCGUUGGUGAAAUCUCAGACGUUCAGAUGUGGUCUCAUGUUCUCACGCCGCACGACAUCUACAGCCUGGCGUCAUGUGGAGGUCACAUGACCGGUGACAUCAUCGCCUGGGCGGAGUCAGAGGUGGAGCUGCACAGCGGGGUCACCAAAUACCCCUUUGACCCCUGCCAUUAAAGAGAAGGACACGUGACUUCAAAGCAUUCUGACCACUCGUAACCUCAUCGUAAUGCAAAACUCAUUCAAUAUUGCCUUCUGUUGACGUGAGGAACCUGAACGACCCCAUGACCUCUAGGAUUUCACCAGGGACCCGUUUUGUAUUGUUUCAGUGUUUUGUGCGGCGGAUGUUUUCUUACUGAACUUUUUUUGUUGUUUUUUGACUUUUAUUCAGUGUCUGAUGCGAGUAUAUGACAUAUUGUCCUAACUUGGAUAGAAAAGCACAGGUCAUAGAUAGAAUGUGAAGACAGGAGUGCUAUAAAAGAAGAAACAGAUGGCUCUCGAGGCUCUAUUUGAGCAGCAAAUAUUGAUUUUCUUGGAAUCUAAAGAUACAGCGAACCCAAAGAGAAGAGUCACACUCCGCUGAUCAGGCUGCUGUGUUUGUACACUUUCUAACUGAAAUAAGUAUCUCUUAGGUUUGACUGUACUGUCCAGAUGUUGAAAUGUUUAGCCGACUCAAAGCGGAGCUAAAUAAGCAGCGAUUCUGUGAUACCCGUUGAGUUUCAGAUUGUGUCGUAGUUUGAUUUAGUGCGUUUACUUUACUGUCAGUGUUUCAAAAGAAUAUAAUUUUCCACUAAUGUAUAUGCAUUGGAAUUUAUUAUGCAUUUAAUGUUUUAAUCAACCUGUUUUCAUUUGUUUGCGUUUUUAAAAAGCAGAAAUGCAAUAAAGGGACUACAACUUUCA
Cyprinus carpio (common carp) is the source of this 2954-nucleotide messenger RNA. Its product is annotated as neuronal pentraxin-2-like. NCBI's taxonomy places the organism in Eukaryota, Metazoa, Chordata, Actinopteri, Cypriniformes, Cyprinidae. The record is from RefSeq and is a predicted model, not a curated record.